CGUGAACAUUGUGCAAUGCUUAGCUGUGCAUGGGAAGGGAUAGCUGAGUAGCAAGGAAAGAGAGGGUGCGGGGUUGAUUUGGUUGUGGAAUGAGUUUUUUUUGUAUUUUCGUUACGUUCUGGUGAUUUCUAGCGUUUAAUGAUGUUACUGACACGCUAUACCUGCAGGUUUAAAAAGUUUGUUUAGUCUUGUGGUAACGCUGUCCCUAUUCAGACGUGGUUCUGUUACAUGUUGCGCCAGAUAUUGAGAUAUUUGCAGAUAUCCGACACAUACUAAAAGGUAUUUUUUAAAUUUUAUAUUGUAAUGUUUUGUUCCUUUUGUCAAAUGAACCUAGUUGAUAUAUGUGCCAAGGUCCGAGCUAAAAUAAAUUCAGCAUUAUAGUCGAUAUCAAAAAUAGCAAAACUUGCAUCAAUGGACAUGACGGAAUGGAAAUGUUUCGUCAUCAUAGGACUGGUGUUAAUUAAUUAUCACGUAGGAAUGAGUAAAGCGGAAGAUAAAAAUACGGAACAACUGGCAGACCAUAAUGUAACACUAGUAAUAACUGACAUAGUUGAAAUGAAACAAGGGGCUGUUAAGCAGCCUGUAAAAGAUUGGAGAGAUCCGCUAUAUCGCAAGAAUCAGCUUGCAAAUACACCAACAUAUUUGCGGCCAAAUGUUAAGGAAGUUUUUAUGUCAAUGCAAACUCGUGUAAAACGAGAGCUGCAAAAUAUAGCUACUGAAACUCACACGAAAACAGAAGAUGGUGACGAAAAUUUACCUGUGCCCGAAAAACAAUCAAUGAAUACGCAGCCCAUAAUUCGAAAAGAAGCAUGGGUAAAACCAGCACAGAUGCAUCUAGAGUUUCAAUCAAAAAAAGUAAAAGAAGAAAUCGAUUCCGACGCUGAAGAAUCAAUAUUAAUCCAAGAGGGCAUAAAGUCACGUGCUCCAAAAGUAAACUUUAUCACACAACAAAGAAAAAGUGGUUUCACGCCAUCAGACACUCUGGAAAGAACGAAUGAUAAGUUGAUACAAGAGUUGUAUAAGAAACCACAGAGAAGUCUGAACUAUGAACAUCCAUGGACAUAUGAUUCAUUUAUGGCCACAUCUCAAUCUCCGAUGUAUCCUCAAAUUCACAACAAGUACGAUUCAUUUCAUCGUGACAUGAUUAACCGCAUGCAUCCUCCAGCACCGCAUCACUUUGACCAUUACUACGAGCGUCGGCAUGACGUAGAAUACGAUUCGUAUUUCCCUCGAUACAAAUUUCCUUAUUAUUACUAUUAUCCGGAUAUGCGUUAUGACGUUCCGUUGCACUAUAGAGAUAGGAACAAUCUUUACCCAACUGAACAGUUGACACGCGCCAUUCCUUCAUAUAACAGACCUUUGCCAACCACCGUGGUUCCGCCAACAAUGCGUAAUCGUCGUAUAAUAUAUUUCGCAACAUUGCCGGAAAUAGUCCGUAAACAUCCAAAAGAGAACAUCAUGAACGAUCGUUUAUAUCAAGGAGAUCGAUAUAGUACUUAUACUAUGAAAUAUUUCUAUCCCUCGAGCGCCUACAAAUAUCCUCGGCCUGCAAAAAAAGCAAACAAAGAUGAUAAGUACGUCAGUUCGAAGCCAAUAAAAAUUGUACGUGAGGCAGAUGUCAUUGAAAAUAGACAAUCUUCAAUAAGAGAUCUACAGAAAAUUAAUCUAGAGCUACAACCAAAAACAUCGGCUAACUUUCGAGGAUGAAUGAAUGCAUCGUUCGACGCAAGAACAUCUUUGCUCGGAAUGAGGCGAUUUUCAUGAUGAUAAUUUUAUUAUGCGUGGAUCGUUCUUCGUAAUUAAUUUUAUGUAUGUAGUAUGUUAUUUUUCUGAUAAUAAGCGCAACUACGUGCAGUAAUUUAGUUCAUUUUUUCUGUGUAUUUUUUUUUUCAAAUAAGUUUUAACGGUAUGUUCUGAAUUACAAACUAUAUUAUCUGAAACUUAAACACUUUGCAAAUUACAGUUCACAAAUAUGAAAUUGCAACAUGUGCGUCGAAUUUCUUUUAAAAAAAGUUAAGAAAGGAACCCGUAAGCUUUUAUCGUUCAUGUUUUUCAUAAGUUUAACAGUCGCUGUUAGCGACACUUGGUUGCAUUUGGUACAGUAACAUAAUUUCAUAUAUAUUUUUUUAGAAAAUGUUCAUAUUAAUGGUUCAUAGUUUCAGCAACCUUCUUCUUUUUUGGCGCAACAAUUAUUAUCGGUCAAGGUUUGCCUGUAUGUCUGAGAGCUGCAUAUCUCGGGAACAGACUGUAAUUCAUUGAAGAACCCCUUUUUUUAAUUAUCGAAAUUUUAAAUUUUGCACAUAUUAUAGUUAGUUGGGUUUCGGUGUGGUUUUCUUGCGUGUGCCUUAUUAAUUAUGUCAAUCCUUUGCAAUCGUCGUUGGCGAAAAAUGUACGAUAAUUAUCAAACAUCGCGAAAGAAUUUCACGCUUUUAUGUACGUGUCCACGUACUUCGGAAUCAUUGGAUCAUUAGUUUUCAACAAUAAUGAUGAAGUUUGAACAUUAAUUUGAUAACGUGGGAGAGGUGGGCAAAAUACAAAACGGAACAUGCUAUUUUCUGUUUUUUUUUUACACGUGGCAAUUAUGUUUUGCUUUCGUCAUUUACUUAAUUCCCAUUUAGUUUCCGAAAUCUUACGAUAGCGAUUGGCGUUUAUUCGUUAAUUAUUUUUUCCUCAAUGCUAUUAUUACGUGUUUGAUUUUGUUUGGUGGGGCGUGUCGCUUGUGAAGAGGAUACUAUAAAGUUUGCUCUUGAUCCCAGUACGCCUUUUACGCCGCUACAAGUGAGCUGAUCUGCAGAUUGUCAAAAGACUUUCGGAAUGUUGGUUAUGUGCAAUGCCAAUUAAUUAAAUUCGAAAAAUUUCACAAAUGCUUAACAAACACAUGCUAAUUGAACGAAUGCAUGUAUUACAGGGGGUUCCAAGCUACUUUCGAAUGAAAACAUUGUUUUACAUCGCGUGCAAGAAGUUACAGGGGUUUCCAAGUCAUUUUCGAAUGUAAACAUUGUUUUUCACCGCGUGCAAAAUGUUAUUCCACAUCAAUCUGAUAUUUAAA
Messenger RNA from Anopheles arabiensis, 3049 nucleotides. RefSeq lists its product as uncharacterized. The coding region runs from base 412 to 1707 and encodes 431 amino acids. The record is from RefSeq and is a predicted model, not a curated record. NCBI's taxonomy places the organism in Eukaryota, Metazoa, Arthropoda, Insecta, Diptera, Culicidae. The transcript has 3 exons.